This is a messenger RNA of Pistacia vera, 1955 nucleotides long. RefSeq lists its product as uncharacterized. The transcript has 5 exons. Lineage: Eukaryota; Viridiplantae; Streptophyta; Magnoliopsida; Sapindales; Anacardiaceae. The coding region runs from base 291 to 1547 and encodes 418 amino acids. The record is from RefSeq and is a predicted model, not a curated record.
AUACGAAGACCCAACCUGGAUUCUCAAGGCAAGGUGUGUGCCACAGAACCCAAACGGCAGAAAGUUCUGGAUCACAGAGAACGAAUUCAUCUUCAUCUUGUUUUUACGUGUAUAGUUACCACCCAAAAAGGAAAUCUAAAAAAUUGUGGGGAAUCUUUUGAUUUUGAGGUUCAGUAUAGAUUAGAUGGAUAAGUCUAUUUGGUUUUAACGAAGCCACCAAAUUGAAGAGAGAGCUUAGGGUUCAGAAACUUGGAUUCUGAACUGGGUUUCUCUUGGAAAUAAAAGAAAAUAUGGCGGAGCUUUGUUUGAUGGCUUCUUAUGGUUACCCGCCGGGGCUUGUUUAUCAUCAAGAACAGGGCAUGAGCAGGGUCAUCAAGGAUUGCCAACCUUACUUGCCAUAUCAAGGGGCUAGACAAGAGAUAACAAGACCUGAUUACCUUAAUCUCAGGUCACAUCAAUCUGAGGAGCCGUGGAAGGCUAUGAGUGGGUUCUGUGAGUCUAACCAGUUUGUCAAGAUCGACUCGACAGUUAGAAGGCCUGGGCUCAUUGACGUGCAAGAUUCUAGGCCAGACUUGGUACUCUUCAGCUCUGGCAUAGCUGAGCAAUGCACAAGACAUGAGAAAAUCAUGCGGUUUCUUAAGUCCAGAUCAAGUGAGGCUGAAGGAGGUGUUUUGGAUUUGUCUUUACUCUCUGACUUGAUGGGGCUUCAACCAUUGACAUUUGAUUCACGUCAACAGCCGUCAUCUCCUUCUCUCAUUUACCCUACUAAUGAAUUAUUAGAACAGAAGCCUCUCAUGGACUUUGUGGGAGAUAUGGCCUGUAGUUCAAAAAUCACCAUUCAUCCUGAUGGUAGAAUCUUGUUCACUGGUAGUGGGACUGAGAUGAAUGACUUCCUUUCCAUUGUUGCUGAGUUUUACUUAUCAAGAAAUUCUACUAAAUGGACGAAGCAGUCAUUGCUGAUUCCACAUUUUGACAGGCUUGAGAGCAGUGAAGCUCAGGUUAAUAAAUCUGCUUUGAAGACUGAAGCUGUAACUGUUGCACCUUUGAAGAGUCCUGAGAAAAUCAAAGUCAAGCCAAAGAAGAAGAACAGUAGAAAGAUGGGUAAGGAGAGGGAUCUUUAUCGAAGGAGCUACUUCCAUGCUUGUGAGAGCCUCCUAUCCUUGAUGAUGAACAAAAGACAAAAUGGAAAAACAGCUAUCCUUUCACUAAAGAAAUCAGGUCCUGAACUUCCUGAGCUCUUAACUCAUUUUUCUGCUGGCAUUGCUGGGACUGGCCUUGCUGUUCUUUUCUCUGUAAUCUGCAAAGUAGCUUGUGGGAGGGUUCCGUUCUGCUCAUCGAAAGUUUUAAAUACUGGCCUUGCAUUUGGGCUGGUUUGGCUCUCUUGGGCAGUAAAUAGACUGAGGGACACUGUUAUGUUGAUUAGUAAGAACGGAAGCAAAAUGGAAUUGAAGGAGGAGGAGAUAAUGAGGAGAGUAGAGAAAAGCAUAAAUGAGAUAUACUUCAGAGCUGCAACUUUGAUAGCAGUGAUUCUGCUUAGGGUUGCAUGAAUAAAUGUCAAUGGAAAUGAUGAAGGUUUUGAAAGCAUGGUGAUGUGGUGGAAACUAUUAGUGUAAAUGUUGUAAGUUGAGUGAUGAUAUUAUUUGAGCUUUGCGUGAUUCUGAAGCGGAGGUAGCGAAGUCAUGUGAUGAGUAGCUAAACAAUUUUGAUUUUGAUUCCAGGCAAUGGCUGUGUGAAGAUGACUUCCUUUGUGUCUAUGUUAUUUGUAUAUUGAUGUGAAUUUUAAUAGAGAAUUUAUGCAUGCUUUUGAGUAGCAAGCAGGUGAUUGCAGGAGAGCGGAAUGGUGAAUAUAUUGGAAGCGUUUGUCUGAUUAACUUCUAAUGAAGUGCUGAACGAAACGAUGGAAUAAGUUAGGGUUAUAAAGGGGAGAAAUUUAUGGAUUUUUUUGUUCAAGGAGA